AGGUGGAGCUUGAAGGGAUAGUCAGGGGAUUUUUGAUUUCACAGUAUAAGUUGGUUGUCUUUUCGGUUUGGCACUUCAAAGCAGUUCCAGAGCUCAUAAACAAAUGCACAAAUGGCAUAUAUCUUUGCACCGGUCUUGGUUCAGUUUCCAGGGACAUUUCAGCAUCAAUGUGAACCCUGGCAGUGUGUUAAAGGAGAUCCUAAGGACGUUCUGCCUGUUCCCUACCAUUCGGAGCUUAAAAACACCGUUCACGCCGGCCUUAAGGUCAAUGAGCCACAGUCAUCUGUAUCUGGGCCCAUACAUGUGAAUGUCUUUGAUGGUUCCAAAGGCACCAGUGUUGCUUUGAAGCUGAACAGCAGAGACACCAUCGGGAAACUGAAGCAGGAGUACUUGAAGAUAAAACCAGGCUCCGGAGAAACCCUGAAUCUCAGCUACAACGGGAAACCCGUGGGGGAAAAACAGACCCUGUCUGAGCUACAGGUGAAACAUGGAGCCACAUUCAUCAUCUUCUUUAGAUGCCCCGGAGGUUAAGAAGAUGCAGAAGCUGUCAAAACUUUUUCUUUGAUUGUUGUUUUCUUCUUUCCAUUCAUGGUUAAAUGCAUUGUUCAAUAAUAUUCUCUUUUUUCAACUUAAAGUUGAUUUCAUAAUGUUAAAGUUUUACUUUAAAUCACUUCUGUUGCCGUUAUAUGCUGGUGUUGGAAAACAUACUUAGUCACUUUUAGUUUCACUUUACAAUAAUGAAACCAAAACAAAUAUGAAAGGAAAUGUAUGUUAAUAUAAUUUGUGUUUCUUGCAAAUAACAGAAAUAUGUAUGUCAGAAUAUUUGUACACCAACUGUAAAUGUAUUUGUUAAAUAAAUUCACCCUCUGCUUAAGUUA
Molecule: messenger RNA, 878 nt
Organism: Misgurnus anguillicaudatus (oriental weatherfish)
Lineage: Eukaryota; Metazoa; Chordata; Actinopteri; Cypriniformes; Cobitidae
Source: RefSeq, a predicted model, not a curated record